Messenger RNA from Eurytemora carolleeae, 365 nucleotides. RefSeq names its product probable very-long-chain enoyl-CoA reductase art-1. The record is from RefSeq and is a predicted model, not a curated record. Gene Ontology annotation, molecular function: oxidoreductase activity, acting on the CH-CH group of donors. Lineage: Eukaryota; Metazoa; Arthropoda; Copepoda; Calanoida; Temoridae. Gene Ontology annotation, biological process: very long-chain fatty acid biosynthetic process. The transcript is spliced from 4 exons. The annotation marks the transcript as partial.
CAAAAAAUCUGAAAGCAUAUUACUAUUCACGGUGCGAUGUGCAGGUAUACCUGGGUUUGGCUGGGUUCUCUAUCUGUGAGAUGGGAAACUUCUCAAUUCAUCUUCUUCUUAGAAACCUCAGACCUGAAGGAAGCAAGGUCCGGAAGAUCCCUUAUCCUAAUUGGAAUCCUCUUACCUCUCUCUUCAACUUUGUUUCAUGUCCUAACUAUACUUACGAGAUUGGAGCUUGGAUUAGUUUUACUGUGAUGACCCAGUGUUUACCAGCUGGAAUAUUUACUGUUGCAGGAGCCUACCAGAUGAUCAUGUGGGCGCUUGGAAAGCACAGGAACUACCGAGCAGAGUUCAAGACAAAUUAUCAAUUAUGA